CGUGAUUGGUUGGUUGUCUCCCAGCAGUGUCCCGGAUGUGUCUCGGCUAUAUUAACAAGGACAAUUGUAGGCGGGGAUUGUAGUUCAAACCAUCAGUCGAUGUGCUGCAUUUAGCUUUUGUGCUACAGCGCCCGAACCUAUUCGAAGAUUUAAUCAUGGCUGGUGGCAAGGCGGGCAAAGACUCCGGAAAGACCAAGACGAAGGCUAUUUCGCGCUCACAGCGAGCUGGGCUGCAGUUCCCAGUGGGUCGUAUCCACAGACAUCUCAAGUCCAGAACCACCAGCCACGGCAGAGUUGGAGCCACUGCAGCUGUGUACAGUGCCGCCAUUCUCGAGUACCUCACUGCUGAGGUCCUGGAGUUGGCAGGAAAUGCUUCCAAAGAUCUUAAAGUGAAGCGCAUCACUCCCCGCCACUUGCAGCUGGCAAUUAGAGGAGACGAAGAAUUGGAUUCACUCAUCAAGGCCACCAUCGCCGGCGGAGGUGUGAUCCCACACAUCCACAAAUCUCUGAUUGGAAAGAAGGGCCAGCAGAAGACCGUAUAACGGGAAGUCCUCCUAGAAGUUGUGCCAUCUCAGGACGACGUCUGCAUCGCGUGAUUUAAUUGUUUUUAGCGUAGAACACCUGUAGAAGUUUGUAUGGUUCCAGCUUGCAUUUACUCACCUGGGGUAUUUUUUAAAAAGUGGCUUCAAAGAAGCUCUUUUGUUUUUUGGUUAUUUUUCCUGGUGCUGCAGUUUUGUGUUAACUUGCUUUCGUGGCAUUCCCAUGGUCAAAAGUGGUGUUUUAAUAAAGCUCUUACUGGGCA
Molecule: messenger RNA, 802 nt
Organism: Entelurus aequoreus (snake pipefish)
Lineage: Eukaryota; Metazoa; Chordata; Actinopteri; Syngnathiformes; Syngnathidae
Product: histone H2A.Z
Exons: 5
Coding region: 156-542 (128 amino acids)
Cellular component (GO): nucleosome
Molecular function (GO): protein heterodimerization activity; structural constituent of chromatin; DNA binding
Source: RefSeq, a predicted model, not a curated record